Messenger RNA from Pieris macdunnoughi, 450 nucleotides. The record is from the annotation of a GenBank genome assembly. Lineage: Eukaryota; Metazoa; Arthropoda; Insecta; Lepidoptera; Pieridae.
AUGGAAGCUCUCUUUACCUUGCCGUUUACUGUGCUUGAAAUUCCUAACAUAAAGAUUAAAAAACCAUCAUGGCUCCAAGCUCCGUCAGCUAUGACAACGUUUUCCUUAGUUCUUCUCUCGUAUUUUCUUGUAACGGGAGGAAUAAUUUAUGAUGUUAUUGUGGAACCACCCAGUGUUGGUUCGACGACGGAUGAACAUGGGCACAGUAGGCCAGUGGCUUUUAUGCCAAAUAGAGUUAAUGGUCAAUAUAUCAUGGAAGGCUUAGCUUCGAGUUUCCUCUUUUCACUUGGUGGACUUGGAUUUAUUAUUCUGGAUCGCACUCACAACCCUACAACACCUAAAUUAAACAGAAUUCUUCUCAUAUCUGUUGCCUUCCUUUGUAUUCUUGUUUCAUUCUUUACAACAUGGAUCUUUAUGAGAAUGAAGCUACCUGGAUACUUACAGAACUAA